GUGCAUGUUAUAACCUCUAAAAAACAAUACAAAAUUUAAACUUAAAUUUAAAUUCUCUUACAUAUUCAUAAGAUACAAUUAUACAUUUUUUUGAAUUCUGAUAAAGUUAUUACUUAAGCUAAUUUUAAUGUAAAUAAUUUUCUUUAAAAUAUCAAGAAAAAUAAUUUUAUUUUUGAAUCACAAUGAAAAAAAAAUCUUGGGAGAAAAAAAGUCAAGUAAGUGAUGAUGAUGACGAAUCUGUCGAUUUUGAUGCAGAAGAUUCAGGUAGUGAAUAUGAUGAAAAUGAAAAACUUCUUCUUGAAAAAACCAGGGAGGAACUUGCUAAAGGUGGUGAAAUCACUGAUGAUGAUAGUGAGGAUGAAGUAUUUCCAUUACGUAAUAAAUUAGAUAUUUAUGAAGAUAGUGAAGAAGAAGAUGAUGGUAAAGAAUAUGAUGAUCAAGAAACUCAAGACCUUGAGUCUGAUGAAGAAAAUGAUAAACAUAUGAGUGAUAGUGACAUAGAAGGUGCAGAAAGUGACUCUGAUGAUUUGCCAAAUGACAAAGCUUGGGGUCAAUUGCGAAAAUCUUUUUACAAUACAGAUUACUUAGAUAAAGAUCAUGGAGGUUUUGAGGGAGAAGAUGACGAAGAAACAGCUAAAAUGGAAGAAGAGGAGGCCAGAAAAAUUCAUCAGAGAAUGAUGUCAGAAUUAGAAAAUAUUGAUCUCAAUAAUGAACUAUUUGCGGGUACUAAAGAUUUAGAAACUUUCAAAGAAAUUAGUGACAAAAAUGAUAUUACAAAAAUGGAAAAAAUUAAAAAAGAUUUGAGUUCUAUGAGUGAUCGAGAAAAAAGAAAGUUGCUCAUUAAAGAAUCCCCAGAAAUGCUUGGAUUAAUUACUGAUUUCAAAGAACACAUGAAAACUGUAGAAGAAAAAUUAUCUCCGAUUUUAAAAUUAUUAAAAUCAAAAAAUAUUCAAAAAAGUUCUGCUUCAGAUUUUAUUCAAUAUUAUUAUGAAAUAAUAAUGAAUUAUUGUGUAAACAUUAGUUAUUAUUUUCUAAUGAAGUCUCAUCGAAUACCAAUUCAGAAUCACCCGAUUAUGAAACGGUUAUUACAGUACCGGCAAUUGUUAUGUGAUCAAUCAACUCGUUAUAAUUCUAUUAUUUUGCCUCAAAUUGAUCAAAUAUUAUCUAGUUCGAACACAGAAAAUAAAAACUAUGCUGUUAAACCAAAAACCAAAAAAUUACUUAAUAUUUUAUCUCAAAAACAGAAAGUAGAAAAAAUUAAAAAUAUAUCGACUAAUGAAGUAAAGACUAAUGGUUUUAGUUCAGAAAUAAUUGAAAAAGAAGAUAACCAAGAUGCAUUUAGUAACAGUGAAUCAGAAAAUGAAGAAAAAUCUGAAGAUAAACAAGCUAUGACAGUUGAAGAAAAACGAGGAAUCACUUAUCAAAUUGCUAAAAACAAGGGUCUUACACCACGCCGAAAGAAAGAAUUACGUAAUCCAAGAGUCAAAAAUCGAAUGAAAUAUAGAAAAGCCAAAAUUCGAAGGAAAGGACAGAUACGUGAACCUCGUAAAGAACUACAUAGAUAUGAUGGAGAGAUAUCUGGUAUCAAGGUUAAUUUAGCUAAAAGUAUAAAAAUUAAAGCUUGAUUAUGUUUUAAUUGUAUUCUUAUUUUUUAAAUAAUACUGUUGAAUAUUUGAUUUUAAUAAAAAAACGUUAAACUAUAUAA
This is a messenger RNA of Daktulosphaira vitifoliae (grape phylloxera), 1705 nucleotides long. It is a transcript of the gene Sas10, whose product is annotated as something about silencing protein 10. The transcript is spliced from 10 exons. The record is from RefSeq and is a predicted model, not a curated record. Gene Ontology annotation, cellular component: small-subunit processome; nucleolus. Lineage: Eukaryota; Metazoa; Arthropoda; Insecta; Hemiptera; Phylloxeridae. Gene Ontology annotation, biological process: maturation of SSU-rRNA from tricistronic rRNA transcript (SSU-rRNA, 5.8S rRNA, LSU-rRNA). Bases 183 to 1625 code for a protein of 480 amino acids.